Molecule: messenger RNA, 3004 nt
Organism: Euleptes europaea (tarantolino)
Lineage: Eukaryota; Metazoa; Chordata; Lepidosauria; Squamata; Sphaerodactylidae
Gene: TAOK3
Product: TAO kinase 3
Exons: 20
Coding region: 136-2832 (898 amino acids)
Biological process (GO): execution phase of apoptosis; protein phosphorylation
Molecular function (GO): protein kinase activity; ATP binding
Source: RefSeq, a predicted model, not a curated record
UGGGCCUGAGCCACAGAGCUUGGUUAAUGCAGCCAUUGCUCAGGUUCUGAUUUGCUACCUGCAAACCACAUUGUCAAUGAGGGAAGAAACUGGCAGAGAAUUUGUGGUGGGAGUGAAGUCCUAAUACCAUUCAACAUGCGCAAAGGGGUGCCAAAGGACCCAGAAAUAGCUGACCUGUUCUACAAAGAUGAUCCUCAGGAACUAUUUGUGGGUUUGCACGAAAUUGGACAUGGAAGUUUUGGAGCCGUUUAUUUUGCCACCAAUGCUCGUACUAAUGAGGUGGUUGCCAUCAAGAAGAUGUCCUACAGCGGGAAGCAAACAAACGAGAAAUGGCAGGAUAUCAUCAAGGAAGUCAGAUUUCUACGACAGCUGAAGCACCCCAACACCAUAGAGUAUAAGGGCUGUUACUUGAAAGAGUAUACUGCCUGGUUAGUUAUGGAGUACUGUUUAGGAUCCGCUUCUGAUUUGUUAGAAGUUCACAAGAAGCCACUUCAGGAAGUAGAGAUAGCUGCCAUUACCCAUGGUGCCUUGCAGGGGCUGGCCUACCUGCAUUCUCAUUGUAAGAUACAUAGGGAUAUUAAAGCAGGAAAUAUUCUCCUAACAGAACCAGGUCAAGUGAAGCUAGCUGAUUUUGGGUCCGCAUCUAUAGCCUCUCCUGCCAAUUCCUUUGUGGGGACACCUUACUGGAUGGCCCCCGAGGUAAUCCUGGCUAUGGAUGAAGGACAAUAUGAUGGAAAGGUUGAUGUCUGGUCUCUUGGAAUCACAUGCAUAGAGCUGGCUGAACGGAAGCCUCCCCUCUUCAAUAUGAAUGCUAUGAGUGCCUUAUAUCACAUAGCCCAGAACGACUCCCCUACAUUACAGUCGAAUGAAUGGACGACCUCUUUCAGGGGCUUUGUUGAUUACUGCUUGCAAAAACUACCUCAGGAAAGACCAUCGUCGGCAGAGUUAUUGCGGCACGAGUUUGUUCGUUCUGAGCGGCCGCCCCGGGUUCUAAUAGACUUGAUUCAAAGAACAAAGGAUGCUGUGCGAGAACUGGAUAACCUUCAGUACCGGAAAAUGAAGAAAAUCCUUUUCCAGGAGGCCCACAAUGGCCCUCUGAAUGAAUUUCAGGAAGAGGAGGAGGACAGUGAGCAUGGGACAAACCUCAGUAGGAAGAUGGACAGUCUGGGCAGCAACCAUUCUAUCCCCAGCAUGUCUGUGAGCACGGGCAGCCAGAGCAGCAGUGUCAACAGCAUGCAGGAGGUCAUGGAUGAGAGCAGCUCUGAGCUGGUCAUGAUGCAUGACGACGAGAGCACCAUUAAUUCCACUUCCUCUGUUGUGCACAAGAAGGAUCAUGUAUUCAUAAGGGAUGAGGUGGGCCACGGGGAGCGCAGGCCUGAUCUGCGGCCUACCCACUCAGUCCAGAAUCAGGCCCUCCACUACCGGAACCGAGAACGCUUUGCCACAAUCAAAUCAGCAUCUUUGGUUACAAGGCAGAUCCAUGAGCAUGAGCAGGAGAACGAGUUGCGGGAACAGAUGUCAGGAUAUAAGCGGAUGCGGCGCCAGCACCAGAAGCAGCUGAUCGCCCUGGAGAACAAGCUGAAGGCUGAAAUGGACGAGCACCGCCUCAAGCUGCAGAAAGAGGUGGAGACUCAUGCCAACAACUCGUCCAUUGAGCUGGAGAAGCUGGCCAAGAAGCAAGUGGCCAUCAUAGAGAAGGAGUCAAAGGCAGCGGCGGCAGAUGAGAAGAAAUUCCAGCAGCAGAUUUUGACUCAGCAGAAGAGAGAUCUGACCAAUUUCUUAGAAAGUCAGAAGAAGCAAUACAAGAUUUGCAAGGAAAAGAUUAAAGAGGAGAUGAAUGAGGAUCACAGCACACCGAAGAAGGAGAAGCAAGAGAGGAUAUCCAAACACAAAGAGAACCUGCAGCACACACAGGCUGAAGAGGAGGCCCAUCUUCUCAGCCAGCAGAGACUCUACUAUGACAAAAACUGCCGUUUCUUCAAGCGAAAAAGCAUGAUCAGGAGGCACGAGUUGGAGCAGCAGAACAUUCGAGAGGAGCUAAAUAAGAAGAGAACGCAGAAGGAGAUGGAGCACGCCAUGCUAAUCCGGCACGAUGAGUCGACGCGGGAGUUAGAGUACAGGCAGCUGCACACGUUGCAGAAGCUACGCAUGGACUUGAUCCGGCUGCAGCACCAGACUGAGCUAGAGAACCAGCUGGAGUACAACAAGCGGCGGGAGCGGGAGCUGCACAGGAAGCAUGUUAUGGAACUUCGGCAGCAGCCCAAAAACCUUAAGGCCAUGGAAAUGCAGAUCAAGAAGCAGUUCCAGGACACGUGCAAAGUGCAAACCAAGCAGUAUAAAGCACUCAAGAACCACCAGCUGGAAGUGACUCCAAAGAGUGAGCACAAAACUAUUCUGAAGAGCCUGAAGGAUGAGCAGACGAGGAAGCUUGCCAUCCUGGCUGAGCAGUACGAGCAGAGCAUCAAUGAGAUGAUGGCAUCGCAAGCGCUGCGGCUGGACGAGGCUCAGGAAGCGGAAUGCCAGGCCCUGCGGCUGCAGCUUCAGCAGGAGAUGGAGCUGCUCAAUGCCUACCAGAGCAAAAUCAAGAUGCAGACGGAAGCACAGCAUGAACGGGAGCUCCAGAAGCUGGAGCAGAGGGUGUCAUUGCGCAGGGCACAUCUCGAGCAAAAGAUUGAAGAGGAGCUGGCCGCCCUGCAGAAGGAGCGCAGCGAGAGGAUAAAGUUUCUGUUGGAAAGGCAAGAGCGAGAGAUUGAAACUUUUGACAUGGAGAGCCUUCGAAUGGGCUUUGGAAAUUUGGUCACAUUAGAAUUUCCUAAGGAGGACUACAGAUGAGAUUAAAUUUCUUUUGCCAUUAAAAAAAAUGCAAACAAAAAAUAUCUCAAAAUCCCAACAUUCCCCCCCAUGUUAACGGGUGUGCUCUCUCUCUUUCUGUCUCUCUCUUACUGACAUCACGUCGGACUUAGUGCCUGUAUAUUCUUACUCCAUCAGGGGCCCCACCCUUCCC